Messenger RNA from Austrofundulus limnaeus, 278 nucleotides. RefSeq names its product procollagen galactosyltransferase 1. Lineage: Eukaryota; Metazoa; Chordata; Actinopteri; Cyprinodontiformes; Rivulidae. The record is from RefSeq and is a predicted model, not a curated record.
GACAGCCACGGAUCACAACUCCGACAACACCACAGCUGUGCUGAAGGAGUGGCUGACUGUCAUGCAGAAAUAUUACCAUUAUGUUGAGUGGAGACCGAUGGACAAGCCCACGUAAGUCCAAAUGUGCAGAAGCUCAUUAAGGUCCGAGCAAAUAUGCAGCAGGAAAACAUCUGUACCCGCUUUUUUUUUACUUCUUUGUUGGUGCAUUUUAUAGUCAUUCCUUACUCUCAAAUUAAACCAUAUAAGCUUCUUUUACUUGAUUUAAAUAAAUGGUUCAG